GCUCAAAUGGAUGUCCCGGAUGAAAAUGGCCGAACACCUUUAUCCUACGCCGCCGAAUAUGGCCAGGAAGCUAUUGUACGCUUGCUUCUCGAGAAAGAUGUUAAAGCUGACAUAGCGGAUAAAUACGGCCGAACGCCGUUGUAUUAUGCUAUCAACAACACUCUCGACUAUGAACACGAUAGCCUUGUGCGUUUGCUCCUUGACAAAGGUGCUCAAACGGAGAUACUGGCUGAUGACGGUCAGACGCUACUAUCUUACGCUACCGAAUUUGGGAAUAAAACUAUCGUGCACGUACUCCUUGAUAAAGGUGCUAAAGUCGACAUCCUCGAUAAAUACGGCCGGACGCCAUUAUCCUACGCUGCAGAACAUGGCUUUGAAACUAUAGUACAAUCACUUUUGAAUAGCAACACUCAAGCCAACAUGUCGUGUAGAGACGGCCGGACGCCCUUGUCCUACGCCGCCGAACAUGGC
Truncatella angustata is the source of this 471-nucleotide messenger RNA. Its product is annotated as ankyrin repeat-containing domain protein. Gene Ontology annotation, molecular function: protein binding. The record is from RefSeq and is a predicted model, not a curated record. The annotation marks the transcript as partial. Lineage: Eukaryota; Fungi; Ascomycota; Sordariomycetes; Amphisphaeriales; Sporocadaceae. The transcript has a single exon.